Messenger RNA from Adineta steineri, 939 nucleotides. The record is from the annotation of a GenBank genome assembly. Lineage: Eukaryota; Metazoa; Rotifera; Eurotatoria; Adinetida; Adinetidae.
AUGCGAAUUAUUUUCAGCAUUGUAUUCUUAUUAGUUGUAUUAGCUAUAAAUAUUUCUGCUGUUCGAUUUGGUUCAUUUAAUUUACAACAAUAUGGACCUAAGAAAUCAGCCAAUGAAACAUUAACAGAUCUUGUUGCUAAAAUUUUAAAUGAUUUUGAUGUUGCAGUUAUUCAAGAAAUUACUGAUGCAGCAAUUAAAGCUCCAUAUGUUUUAUUUGAUGCAUUGAAUAAAAUAUCGAAAUCAAAACCAUAUACAAUGACAUUAAGUGAACGUGUUGGACGUACAUCAACAAAAGAACAAUAUAUAUUUUUCAAUCGUGAAUCAACAUCAGGUGUUAAAUUAAUUGACUAUUAUCUUUAUAAUGAUGUUCAAGAUUAUUUUGAACGACCACCUUUUAUUGGUACAUUCGAAGUGACAAAGCCAGGUUCAUCUGGUGUGAGAUAUUUUACUAUUAUGGAUGUUCAUUUACGACCUGAUUCAGCCUAUCAAGAAUUACUUGAUAUGCGUCGUGUUAUACAUGAUUUUAUUCUUAAGAAUCCUCGUUAUUUUACUGAUACAUCAACAUCAUUAUCUCAAGCUUUAGCAGCGAAUGUUAUUGGUGCAACAAGUACUAAUAAACCAAAUUUAAAAACCAAUCAUCCAAUUUUAAUUAUGGGUGAUUUUAAUGCUGAUUGUACCUAUAUUUCACUAACACGUCAAGGAACACUUCGUUCAAUUGAUUUUGCUGAUUUUACUUGGGUGAUUAAUAAUGAAGUGAAAACAAAUACACGACAAACAUGUACAUACGAUCGUAUUUUUAUUAAUGGAGAUAAAUUCGUUAAAGCAAUUGUACCGAGAAGUAAUACAACAGUUGAUUUUCCACAACGAUUUGGUAUGACAAUGGAACAAGCUCUUGGUAUAAGUGAUCAUCUUCCAAUUAAAUUUGACAUAAAUUUCUGA